Molecule: messenger RNA, 1170 nt
Organism: Misgurnus anguillicaudatus (oriental weatherfish)
Lineage: Eukaryota; Metazoa; Chordata; Actinopteri; Cypriniformes; Cobitidae
Source: RefSeq, a predicted model, not a curated record
AUGGACCACCAGGAUAAAGUCAUAGAGGAGAUGGGUCGAGCCGUCCAGGUAAUGGUGACAAAGGUGUCUGAGCUGACCCUGCACACGCAACAUCACCUCCCACUACACCUCCCACACCAUCUACAUCACCAGAGAGCGCUUUCUAGUCUUGACCACAUCUCCCGAUCCCCGAGAAAUAUGCUGGCUGCCCUCUGGGGGAUGGCAGUGUGGGAGAACUGUGACGACUGUUGGUCUUCGUUCUCCAAUCUUUCUGAGGAGAUGAAGAGGGUCUUCGAUCGCUCCGUCGCCGCGAGACCCCUCUCCGAUCUCCACCAAGAGGAGAGGUCUGUUUCUGACUAUGCCAUCGAGUUUCGCACCCUUGCGGCGGAGUGUAAAUGGAACGAACAAGCGCAGUGGGACCAUUUCCUGAAUAGGCUGGCUGACGCAUCCAACGGGAGAUUGACGUCAUCGACCUACCUACCUCUCUCAAUGUCAGUGAUGGAGGGAGAUUCUGUUACUAUUCACACUGAUAUUACUGAAAUACAGACAGAUGAUGUGAUUGAGUGGAUGUUUGGUGUUGAGAGUCCAGAUAAGAUUAUUGCUGAAUAUAACAAAGAAGCAAACACAACAUCAUUUGAUGAUGAAAGAUUCAAGAAUCAUUUAUAUGUGAAUCAUCAGACUGGAGAUCUCAUCAUCACAAACAUCACAAACAAACACACUGGACUUUAUAAAGUAGAGAUUACCAGAAAAACCUCUGUUGUCAUCAGACACUUCAAUCUUACUGUCAAUGCUCGUCUACCCGUUCCUGUCAUCAGCAGUAACUCAUCACAAUGUUCAUUAUCAUCAAGAUGUGUGUUGUUGUGUUCAGUGUUGAAUGUGAGAGAUGUGAGUCUGUCCUGGUAUAAAGGAAACAGUUUAUUGUCCAUCAUCAGUGUGUCUGAUCUCAACAUCAGACUCUCUCUUCAUCUGGAGGUUGAAUAUCAGGAUACAAACACAUACAGAUGUGUACUCAACAAUACCAUCACAAAACAAACUCAACAUCUCAACAACAUCAAGAAUCUCUGUCAGAUGUGUUCAGCUGAUGUUUACUGCUGUUGUGGUUUUACUGAAGUUGUGAUCCAAUUGGUCGUCUCUGCUUUGGUGGGCGUGGCUGCUGUUGCUUUUUUGAUUUAUGACAUCAGAUCCAGAUGA